UCGGGGCCAUGUAUUCCUCUGUCAACUGCUCCCACUUGGAAUUAAAGCUGUCCAUCCUGGAGCUGCUGGAGAAGGCAGCCUACAAGGACCUGUGCAAUGAUAGCAGUCAAGAAGAGCCAUACUUUGACCCCGAAGACUUGAACAUGACCAUAGAGCAGCUCCGCCUGAAGUACUUGGGGCCGCGCCGGUCGGGGUUCUUCAUCCCCAUCUGCACCACGUACCUCCUGAUUUUCGUGGUUGGCGCAGUGGGCAACGCCCUGACCUGCCUGGUCAUCAUCCAGCACCGAUUCAUGAGGACGCCCACCAACUAUUACCUCUUCAGCCUGGCCGUCUCCGACCUGCUGGUCCUCCUCCUGGGCAUGCCGUUGGAGAUCUACGAGAUGUGGAGCAACUACCCGUUCCUGCUGGGCGCAGGCGGCUGCUGCUUCAAGACGCUGCUCUUUGAGGCCGUCUGCUUCGCCUCCAUCCUCAACGUGACGGCGCUCAGCGUGGAGCGCUACAUCGCCGUGGUGCACCCUCUCAAGGCCAAAUACGUGGUGACCAAGAACCACGCCAAGAGGGUCAUCGUCACCGUCUGGGUCCUGUCCAUCAUCUGCUCCAUCCCCAACACCAGCCUGCACGGCAUCCAGACCCUCCACGUCCCCGCCCGGGGGGUGGUCCCCGACUCGGCCACCUGCACCCUGGUCAAGUCCCGCUUGAUGUACAACCUCAUCAUCCAGGUGACCACCAUCAUCUUCUUCUUCGUGCCCAUGGGCGUCAUCAGCGUCUUGUACCUGCUCAUCGGCCUGCAGCUGAGGAAGGAGAAGAUGCUCGAGGCUCUGGAGGCCAAGUCGGCAAGCAACUGCGACUACCACAAUAUCCGCCUCCAGCAGAAGAAAGUCCGCAGGAGGCAGGUGACCAACAUGCUGUUCGCACUGGUGGUCGUCUUUGGGAUCUGCUGGGCUCCCUUCCACACCGACCGCCUGGUCUGGAGCUUCGUGACCCACUGGACCGACCGGAUGCUGAGGAUGUUCCAGUACGUGCACAUCAUCUCGGGCGUCUUCUUCUACCUGAGCUCGGCCGCCAACCCCAUCCUCUACAACCUGAUGUCCACCCGCUUCCGGGAGAUGUUCAAGGACGUGAUGUGCCGCCGGCGCUUCCAGAAGCUGCGCUCGCGCAAGCACUCGCCCAGCAGCACCCGAGUCACCAUGCGCAGCACCGUCUCCGAGCACGUCGGCGGAGGUGACGGGCAGCCGCUGUCCGACCUGGAGGACUACGAAGCCGACCCAGAGAGGGACGAGGCUGAGGAGUGCGAGGGUCCUUUCCUCUGA
Lacerta agilis (Sand lizard) is the source of this 1310-nucleotide messenger RNA. RefSeq names its product neuromedin U receptor 1 (gene NMUR1). Gene Ontology annotation, molecular function: neuromedin U receptor activity. NCBI's taxonomy places the organism in Eukaryota, Metazoa, Chordata, Lepidosauria, Squamata, Lacertidae. Bases 9 to 1310 code for a protein of 433 amino acids. Gene Ontology annotation, biological process: G protein-coupled receptor signaling pathway. The transcript is spliced from 2 exons. Gene Ontology annotation, cellular component: plasma membrane. The record is from RefSeq and is a predicted model, not a curated record.